GAGAGAAAAAUAAAAAAAAAGUAAGAAAAUUGUAAAAAAAGUAUAUAAACAGAGAAACUGAGCUGUGAGAAAAAACUGUAGCUAUCAAUGGUGUGGGCGCUUAAUGGUUUAUCAUCACUGUCUCCUUCCCUUUUAACAAUGGUGUUUUGACCUCUCUCUCUCCUCCUCUCUCCUUCAACUUGUUGUGGCAAUCCCUAAUAAACCCCUAAUUUUUCUUUCAUUUCCAUUUUGAUUUGCCUCGCGUAUACUUCUUCGUUGUGCUUCUUAAGAAUCAGAUAAACCCCUCUCUCUUCUUUGCUUUUCUUAGCUCAUCAGUAAGAUACGCCAAAGAUAUCCUCUUGAAGGGUUUAUCGCCCUUAUUUUCGGGGAAUUCGAUUCAGUAGAAAAGAGAUUCCCUUUUCGAUUCGUCUUCUCCGAGAUUCUCUCUCUCUUUAGUUUAUCCGAGUUAUUAGUGUGUUUCUGUGGAUCUCUAGCUUGUGGAACGCUACAAGAUUCGAACUUUGCUGAUAGUCUGUUUGGAAUCCUAGUCUGAUUAGAUUUAGAAAAAAUGACUGUGGAAGAAGUUAGUGAUGGUUCUGCGUGGAGUAGGGAAGAUGAUAUUGCCUUCGAGAGAGCUCUUGCUAAUCAUACAGAUGAAUCCGAGGAAAAAUGGGAGAAGAUUGCUGCUGAUGUUCCAGGGAAAAGUGUUGACCAGAUUAAAGAGCAUUACGAGCUUUUAGUUGAGGAUGUUGAUAGGAUUGAGUCAGGAUGUGUCCCUCUUCCUUCUUACCGUUCUCCUCUUGACGAUGCUGGUGACGAUGGUGGAAGCAGUAAGAGAGGAGGUAACAGUCAUGACCAGGGAAGCAAAGCGAAGGCUGAUCAAGAACGACGAAAGGGUAUUGCCUGGUCUGAGGAUGAGCACAGGUUAUUUCUUCUUGGUUUGGAUAAGUACGGGAAAGGAGAUUGGCGUAGCAUUUCUCGUAACUUUGUGGUAACAAGAACACCGACCCAAGUAGCGAGCCAUGCUCAAAAGUACUUCAUUCGUCUAAACUCAAUGAACAAAGACAGAAGACGAUCAAGCAUUCACGACAUUACUAGUGUUGGCGACGCAGAUGUCUCAACGCCACAAGGACCGAUCACUGGUCAGAAUCAGAACAACAACACCAACAACACCGGUUCUGCUGCUGUUGUUGGAGGAGGAAACAAAUCAGCCAAGCAACCCGCCUCCCAACCAACACCUGGACCUCCUAUGUAUGGAACACCCACCAUAGGUCAACCAGUAAGUGGACCAUUGGUCUCAGCAGUUGGAACACCUGUGAACCUCCCAGCUCCGCCUCACAUGGCUUAUGGAGUCCAUUCUGCUCCAGUCCCUGGAUCAGUGGUUCCUGGUGCACCUAUGAACAUGGCUCAGAUGCCGUACACCAUGCCGAGGACACCAACUGCUCAUAGGUAACGUCGAAAGUACCUUUGUUAUGAUAGUGCUCUCUGUUUAGGUGUAAGAAAGCUGUGUAAAGGAUUUAGUUAAUAUUCCUUGAGCGAGUUUUUUUUAUUACUUGUGGGAUUUUUACGAGAUCGAAUAAGAAAGAUAUUAAUCUUUAUAUGGUUUUAACCUCUGUGAAACCAUAAAGUUUGAUA
Molecule: messenger RNA, 1614 nt
Organism: Brassica rapa (field mustard)
Lineage: Eukaryota; Viridiplantae; Streptophyta; Magnoliopsida; Brassicales; Brassicaceae
Product: transcription factor SRM1
Molecular function (GO): DNA binding
Source: RefSeq, a predicted model, not a curated record